AUGGCGCCUUCACACUCGGAAAAUAAGGAAAAACAAAAGAAACGGGUCCGAAAUUGGACCGCCGAUGACCGUGCAGUCCACCGUGUUUUCGAACGAUCGCGGCGAGAGGCUUUCAAAGAAAGCUUACAGAACCUGGCGGCUCUCAUUCCUUCGCUGAACUCGGUGGAUCCAGGCAAACUCUCCAAGCAUGUCGUCGUAGAUGAAGCCAUAGCGCACCUGCAGGAGAUGAACCAAAAGGCCUCCGAGUCACAGAUGGUUAUCGACUCGUUGCUCGCAGAGAGGCAGCAACUACUUGCAGAAAUGAGCUUAUGGAGAGCCAGUGCGGGAAUGGAGUCGUGCGCCUUGCCCGCCUCCACCCCGGAAAUCGCAUACAGCGUGGAAACUGGCGCAGAGGUUCCGGUUCCUACUGCGAACUUGACCGAUGCUUCUGGCCAGCUGGAGAAUUUGAGCCAACUGGGAAGUGAGAUUGACGUUAUGGCCAUGGAACCCUUGGCUGUCCCGGGCGCUGGAGGCACAUUGGAGGGUUUGCCGCAGGUGGCGGAGCUGCUGGCAAGUAAGAAUGCCACUUGUGGUGUGGCAUCUUGGCAGACUAUGGAUUAUGGCAUUGGGUCUCUCUCUUGA
Molecule: messenger RNA, 621 nt
Organism: Metarhizium acridum CQMa 102
Lineage: Eukaryota; Fungi; Ascomycota; Sordariomycetes; Hypocreales; Clavicipitaceae
Biological process (GO): positive regulation of transcription by RNA polymerase II
Cellular component (GO): RNA polymerase II transcription regulator complex
Molecular function (GO): DNA-binding transcription factor activity; protein dimerization activity
Source: RefSeq, a predicted model, not a curated record